GCGAGCUGCGGGCUCGGCCGGGAGAGGGAGCCCGGCGAGGCGCAGGCGGAGGGCGGCCGGGCCAGGCGAGGCGAGGCGAGGCGAGUGGGGCGCGCGGCGAGGGUGGCCGCCUGGCCGGAGGGUCUCUGCCCCGAGGCGGCGGCUGGGCGCCCCUUCGCAGGGCUUGAGCCGGCUCGCCCGCCCGCCACCGACUGGGACGAGCGCUGGAGCCGGGCGCUGACCGGGCGGCGGGGAGAUGCCGGAGGCGGGCGGCCAGUUGCUGCCCCGGCCGGAGGGCGAAGUGCGGCUGAUGGUGUGCAGGGUCCACCCCGGCCCCUCGGCCCGCCCGGGCGCCGCGCUGCGCAAGACCCUGGUGGCCCUCGACGUCGUCUGCCUGCUCGCCGCCUCCAUGCCCUUCUUCCUCUGCGAGGUCGGCCUGGUCUCCCCCGUGCGCCAUGGCUUCUUCUGCAACGACAGCAGCAUUAGCUACCCACUGCUGCACACGGAGACCAUCAGCGACUCUGUGCUCAUCUCAGUGGGAAUCCUCAUCACCUCUCUAGCGGUCACCCUCGGUGAAAGCUACCAUGUGCACUACUUCCCCCACAGUUCGCACUCCAUCGUCCGCAAUCCUUAUGUGGUUGCACUGUACAAGGAGAUUGGGGCCUUCCUCUUUGGCUGCACGGUGGGCCAGUCGCUCACUAACAUGGCCAAGAUGUCUGUGGGUCGCCUCCGCCCGCAUUUCCUGGCUGCGUGCCGGCCCAACUUCACUCACCUUAACUGCUCUGCAGGAUACAUAGAAGACUACCACUGCACUGGCAGCCCGUCUGCCGAGAAGGAGGCGAGAAAGUCGUUCUACUCGGGCCACGCCUCCUUUGCCAUGUAUUCCAUGAUGUACCUGGUGUUUUACCUGCAGGCCCGCUUCACCUGGCGGGGCGCUCGGUUACUCCGGCCGUUGGUCCAGUUCGUUCUCUUGAUGCUGGCCUUAUACACAGGGCUGACCCGCAUCUCUGACUAUCGGCACCACCCGUCAGAUGUAGCUGUGGGACUGCUUCAGGGAGCUCUCGUGGCCUACUGGGUGGCCUUCCGUGUUUCCAGCAUGUUCCACCACAAGGACCGGCCCCGCUGCCUGCCCACCACCAUCUUGGACAGUCCCAGCUCAGACGGCCACACCGAUUGCUAGGGGCGGACGUGUGUGUGUGUGACCAGCGCACAGGUGCUGCCUGCUCACGGAGGGGGAGGGGCACUCUCAGUUUGGCUGGAUUGGUGCGUCUGCAGAAAACCAGUGCCCUUCUAUAACCAGCCGUCCCAGUUCUCUGGUGUCUACUGCCGAACACCUAGGCACGGAAUGGAACAGAUGGGGGAGGGGGUACCAUGCCACUUUCUAGGGGGACACUAGGGAAUGGUUUCCUUGCUGAUACGCUGGUGUGUCUCCUGAAGCAGCUGCCAGGGACACCAAAAAGGAGACACUGGGGUACUUCUGUGCCAGGGCCAAAGGGCUCUCCAUCCUCGAAGGGAACCGUCCACUUCUUCGAAAACCGAAACACUGAAGCCAUUUUCUACCUCCUCAUGAGCUUUUCCUCUGCGCACGGAUGCGCAGCUCCCAUCUCUGCUGACUCGGGCUGCUCUUGCAUGAUACUCACACAGGCAGCUCCAGAAGAGGAAACACCUGUUUGAGGGGAUUUGAAAAUACUGUGUGCCCCAGACUGCCCAGCUCAGAGGACAAACAUACCCUGGCGCUCGAUCGACGUGCCUUGCCUGCUUGCGCGCCCUGCAGAAACGAACACAUGAAGGAAUGAACCACACGCUCUUGCAAGGGGGGGGUCUAGAAUGUCCAUGUUUGCCUCCACCCGCCUUUCCACCUCCCGUAAUGUGAAUGGCAUUUUUGUAAUAAAUGGUACUGACAAUC
Messenger RNA from Sphaerodactylus townsendi, 1885 nucleotides. RefSeq names its product phospholipid phosphatase 3-like. Gene Ontology annotation, biological process: signal transduction; phospholipid metabolic process; phospholipid dephosphorylation. The transcript has 6 exons. NCBI's taxonomy places the organism in Eukaryota, Metazoa, Chordata, Lepidosauria, Squamata, Sphaerodactylidae. Gene Ontology annotation, molecular function: phosphatidate phosphatase activity. The record is from RefSeq and is a predicted model, not a curated record. Bases 236 to 1159 code for a protein of 307 amino acids.